Molecule: messenger RNA, 949 nt
Organism: Camponotus floridanus (Florida carpenter ant)
Lineage: Eukaryota; Metazoa; Arthropoda; Insecta; Hymenoptera; Formicidae
Product: perilipin-1
Exons: 3
Coding region: 192-779 (195 amino acids)
Biological process (GO): positive regulation of triglyceride storage; lipid storage
Cellular component (GO): lipid droplet; cytosol
Source: RefSeq, a predicted model, not a curated record
CGUUGUCGCGUCAAUAUGAAGCGGUCGAUGAAAAGCUCCGAAGACGCAAGUUGUGACCGACACGACACGAGAUAGCCGAGGUAGAGAAGUAGAGAGUAAAAGGAGAAGAGUACCGGUGAAGUAAAUUUAGGAGUCGCAAACCUCGACCGAAUCAUUGUCGCGACUCUCGUCCAAAGUGUCUAGUUGGAAUCAUGACAGAUCCCGAGACAUCGCGCGAGGUGAACCUGAGAACCUCGAGUAUCGUGCGCAUCGCGUAUCAUCAAUUGAGCGUCAUGUGCGGCACGCACGAUCCUAUCACGCCGACAAGCGUCAGCAAUGAUACGGCGGAUGCGAAUGCACGCAACAUAACAUGCACAGGUCGAUUGUUGGCGCUACCGGUGUUCGCCUCCGCGUCAGCGGCACUUUGCAACGCUUACGCGGUUACGAAGAAUUCACACGAGUCGGUCGCGGCAAUUUUAGGCAGCGCGGAGGACGGGGUGCGUGCAGGAUUGGAGUUUGCGAGUCCCGUGACCGACAAAAUUGCCAAUGUUUUGGAAACGCCGUUUAAGGCGAUAGACAACGCGGUAUGCGUCGGGUUGGAUUUUGUAGAGGAGAAAAUGCCCUCCGUGAAGCUGCCGCCUGAUCAGAUUUAUGCAAGCAUGAAGGACGGUCUCAGGAAUAUGUUUACAUCAGCUCUAGAAACGUUCCGACUUUUGUUCGGUGGGACAAAGAAUCAAAUAGAAGAUUUAUCAGUUACGAAACAGACUGUACAAGAGGAAAUUCGGAAAGUGUCUAGUUGAAUAGUAAAAAUGAUUCGCACAAUCGACGUAUUUUCGCCAUAAGAUAUCAUUUGCGAUAUUUAUAAUAGAAUCAUUCGCCAUAACGGAUCAUAAAGAUAACAUAAAACAUUGCAAUAUCAAAGCAAUCAAGAUUAUGACAAUGGAAUUGUCUUGAUAGCAAGAUAUUUGUU